Molecule: messenger RNA, 1384 nt
Organism: Helicoverpa armigera (cotton bollworm)
Lineage: Eukaryota; Metazoa; Arthropoda; Insecta; Lepidoptera; Noctuidae
Product: serine protease snake
Exons: 10
Coding region: 101-1297 (398 amino acids)
Biological process (GO): proteolysis
Molecular function (GO): serine-type endopeptidase activity
Source: RefSeq, a predicted model, not a curated record
GGGUUUUUAACCUGAGGAAGUAGGGUCAAAUUGUUUACUUCGCCAAUAUUUAAAUUAUAAUAUAAUUAAAUUAUAUUUAUAAAUAAAUAUAUGUGUAAAUAUGUUUAAAAUCAUUUUGUUUGGUUGUGUGUGUGUUUGUGUGUUAGUGAAUUGUGAAGAUAUAAAUUGCGAGACAAAAACUGGGGAAAGAGGAGUUUGCCGAUAUUUACCACUCUGUCCUUCAGCUGUAAGAGAUCUCAAGUUUAAAAUACAUCCAAAGAUCUGCUAUUUCAACGGUACUUCUAUAAUUCCCACAGUAUGCUGCUUAGAAAAUCAUGAUAAAGUGGAGCCUCUGAUUGAGCGAAUAAAAGGAGAUUCUGAACCUUCUGAGAGCGACAACACGACUUGUCCAAAACCCAAGUUCACACAUACAAAACCAACUGGAAAAAUUCUAAGUGAAAAAGCUUGGAAAAAAUGUGCAGAACAUCAAAGUAAGAUAGAUCUGCCGUGUAAGAAUGGCAGGAGACAGUUUGACCCCUACUGCGGAGUGCGGGACUCUAUGAUAACGGGGGGAGGAGGCAUCGAUGCGGAAGACCAUGAAUUCCCACAUAUGGCUCUCCUGGGCUACGGGAAGAACUUCAGCGAGGCCACGUUUGGUUGCGGCGGCUCCCUCAUCAGCGAGAGCUUCGUGCUCACGGCGGGACACUGCACGGCCACCAGGACUCACGAGGUGGUCUCCUACGCAGUAUUCGGUAUACUCGAACGAGAAGAAAUUCCUAACACUCCGCCUGAAAAUGUUCGCCAGUUCAAGCGUAUUGUGAAACAUCCGCAAUACAAACCACCUUCUGUAUACCACGAUAUUGCUCUUCUGGAGUUGGAUAAACCGAUCCAGCCAAAUUACAAGAUCCGACCAGCCUGUCUUCACGUGGGUAGUGAUGUUAAUGAUAUCAGAGCAUACGCCACGGGAUGGGGUGCUCUGGGUCAUAGGGGACCUAACGCUAAUGUUCUUCAGAAUGUACCACUAUGGAAAGCGAAGGAUGAAGCCUGCAAGGCACAAUACCCACCUCACAGGGUUUUUGUGAAGGGGUACGAUAAUAGCACUCAAAUGUGCUACGGUGAUGAUGGCAUACCUAGGGAUACCUGUCAAGGAGACAGUGGAGGACCAGUCCAAAUCCUGAAUCCUGAUGGAUUCUGCACCUACCUUCUCAUCGGAGUGACUUCUGUGGGGAACACAAAUUGUGCUCAAGUUGGAUUCCCGGGUCUUUACACCCGGGUGUCCUACUACGUGCCCUGGAUUGAAAGUAUCGUAUGGCCUUAGGAAUUGAAGAUUUGGAGACUCCUAAAGACGUGGUUUGGAUUUGAAGAAUUAUGUCAGUGUUAGAUAGUCCAUUUAUCUAGAAAGGCU